AAAAUUGACAUACAAAGAAUCUUCCUUAAACUGUUGCGUGAAGGAGCCAAAUCAAUAAGACAGUUUGCUACUUCCUGGUGUUCUGAACAAUGCAUGUCUACUGAAUCACAAGGUGGUAAAAUGCUGGUUCAAAAGUUACUUCAGCGUGUGUCAAUGCUUGCAUGUCCAAAAUGUCACAGCAGAAAUAUGACUAUCAGGCAGGUAUUAAGAUACUGUACCUCAUCACCAAGUAAUGCUCCCAUCUACAAGUUAAAGUCAAGGGGCAUUGUGAGAGUGAAAGGUCCAGAUACACUGUCGUUUCUACAAGGUCUGGUUACAAGUGAUGUGGAGUCACUAGGUUCUGUGAUGGGAGUUCAGUAUUCUAUGUUGUUAAAUGUACAGGGUCGAGUGCUGUAUGACCUGUUGCUGUAUGAUGUAGCACAGAUUUUCGGAGAGAAGGCGGUGUUUGUUGAAUGUGAUAGAAACAUGGCUCAGCAGCUUAUUACAGAUAUCAAAAAGUAUAAGAUCAGGAAAAAGGUCUCCCUGGAGGACGUUAGUGACAGUCACAGUGUAUAUGCUACUGUAUCUGAUAAAGGUGGACAUCUUAUUGAGCUGGCCUCUGCCACAGUAGAAACACAAGAUCCCAGAGUGCCAGAUUUCGGACUUAGAAUAAUAAGUGAUAAAGAACUUGCUGGAGUUGUAGAAGAUGAAUCUGGGUACCAUGAAAGUAGAUUGCAGUGGGGAAUUCCUGAGGGUCCACAAGAUCUUCCACCAGGCAACUGUUUUCCAUUGGAGAGUAAUCUUGUCUUUAUGAAUGGAGUGAGUUUUAGUAAAGGGUGUUAUCUUGGUCAGGAGCUAACUGCAAGAACACACCAUACAGGGGUUACCAGGAAACACGUGAUGCCACUGAUAUUUGAAAAGCCACCAGGUGAUAUUGAAUCAGGAGAAAGUAUAAGAAACGAAAAAAAUAAAAAUGUUGGAAAGUUUCGAAGCAGCUGCAGAGCAUUUGGUCUUGGCCUUAUGAGAACUAAUGAGGUUGCAGGUGAACUUUAUGUCACUAGUAAGACAGGAGAUACUGUGAAAUUGAAAACUGUGAUACCUAACUGGUGGCCUGAAUCAUCUUGACAGGUUGUUCUUCACAGAUGUGUGAAUUUGAGCUGUAGUUAAAAACACUAACAUGCUUUAAAGUGUUUUCACACAAGUGUGUAAAAUGUAUGCUGUUUGGAUAUUCAGAAAAGUGCAUAUCCACUAAUGGAGUGAAAAUAUUCAGUACAUCUUGUACUUACAGUUAAUGUAGAGGAACAAUAAAAGAAGUGAAUACUGCC
Molecule: messenger RNA, 1304 nt
Organism: Mercenaria mercenaria
Lineage: Eukaryota; Metazoa; Mollusca; Bivalvia; Venerida; Veneridae
Product: putative transferase CAF17 homolog, mitochondrial
Exons: 9
Coding region: 94-1104 (336 amino acids)
Cellular component (GO): mitochondrial matrix
Molecular function (GO): protein binding
Source: RefSeq, a predicted model, not a curated record